Emiliania huxleyi CCMP1516 is the source of this 909-nucleotide messenger RNA. RefSeq lists its product as hypothetical. The record is from RefSeq and is a predicted model, not a curated record. Bases 1 to 909 code for a protein of 302 amino acids. The transcript has 2 exons. NCBI's taxonomy places the organism in Eukaryota, Haptophyta, Isochrysidales, Noelaerhabdaceae.
AUGCCACCUUCCUCCGACCAACUAGCCGUGCUCGACGCUGCGCACGAGGCGUUGCCCGUUGAACUCGUUGAGGUGCGCCCGGGGCGCACGCUCGCAAUCCACUCGCAGCCGCGGCCGGGCGCAGAGCAGACAGUCCUCUUCGUGCACGGCUCUUGCGGCUCUCUUUUGCAGUGGAAGGACCAGAUUGCGCUCGCGGCCAAGGAACGGGCCGUGGUGGCGUUUGACACGUUCGGGUGCGGGCGCUCGCCGAAGCCUCCCGAGUGGGACGCCUACUCUUUCGCAGAGCUGCGGGACGACCUAGCUGCGGUGUUGGCCCGCUUCUCGGUGCCGGGAAGGACGAUGGUGGUUGUCGCGCACUCGGCCGGUUGCAGCUUGGCACUCGCUGUCGCAGCGGCGAGCCUCGCCUCGACGCCUCCCGGCCCGCCAAUCGACGGGCUCUGCCUGAUGGGCGCCUUCGCCGAGCCGCCUCGCGUUCCGAGCAUCUUCUACCUGCCAACCUUCGUGCUCAGCCUGAUGCAACCCCGCCUCUCCGCCGGCUUCGAGGCGCUCGCACUGCACGCGGACACGCGCGCCGGCAAGACGGCCGCCCGGCGCUACCUGCUCGGGCUGGCGCCGGCUGUCAACGCCGCCAACGAUAUGUUCAUGUGCAAGGCGUACUACCGGCAGCUCUCUGCGCCUAGCAAGGAGGAGAUACAGAGCGUCGGGGCGGAGGUGCCGUGCCUGCUGAUCGCGGGCGAGGACGACGCGCUCGAGGACCCCGAGGCUGUCAACGCCCUCCUUGGCGCCUUUCUGCAGAGCGUGUACGCGCGUCCAAAGCCGAAGAAGACGGCAAAGGCGCGCGCGUCCGCCGUGCCCGACAAGUCCUUUGCCAGCCAGACCCGCUUCUCGAGCCUGCCCUCCGAGGAGUAG